AUGCAUAUUAACAAAUUGCUUAAAGAAGUUUAUGUACAUAAAACAAUAGAAUCACUUGAUCAACCAUUUCUUCAUAUAUGGGAUUGUGGUGGUCAGCCAGUGUUCCUUGAGAUUCUCCCAGCCUUCCUCACUCCUCGUACAAUGUUUCUCCUCCUGUUUGAUGCUUCUAUGGAUUUCAGAGAAAGAUGGCAGUCACGUCAGAAUACUCCUGAUGGUGAAGUGCUGUUUGGUGAAAUAGUGAAUGAAAGCACGAGUGAUCUAAUGGCCAAAUGGAUGUCUACAAUACACAGUCACCUUGUGAAGCACAACAAAGAUGAUUCUACUUCUCCUAGUCUCUACUGUAUUGGCACUCGUGGUGACAAGCUAAGUAAGGAAGAAAAGGAAGAAAUAAGAAAGCAAAUACAGUCCCUGUAUGAGGAGAAAGAGUUCUCAGAUCUCAUUGAAGAUGUGCUAAUUGUUGAUAAUAAGACCUCAGGCAAGGGGGAAAAUGAAGACCCAAGCAUUACAGAAUUACGCCAAUCAAUUAAUGAUUUUAUCAAUACAUUAGCUGUUCCAACUCCUGUCAAUUGGGUUCUCUUUCGCAAAGUUCUUCAAGAGCUUAAGCAGAAUGUCAUUAGUGUAUCUGAUGCUAUUGCCAUUGGAGUGGCAUGUAAGAUAAAAGCAAAUGAUGUUGCUGAAGUAUUGAAAUUCUACCAUGAGCUGGGAGUAAUACUUUACUAUCCUCAAAUAGAAGGUCUGAGGAACGAAGUCAUUCUCAGUCCAAAAUGGUUUAUCGAUACCAUUGGGGAGGUGUUCCCACUAGAGACAGGACAGGGUAGAGGAAAAGGAUGGUCUGCGUUGCGAAAUAAAGGUAUUCUUGUUCAAACAUUCUACAAAAAAGUAUGGAAGUCAAGUGGUAUUGGUCCAGAGAAAAUAAUUAAGUUUUUAGUUCAUUUUCAACUUGCAGCUCAAGUUCAAACUGAGCUUUAUGAUGGCAGCAUCAAGCAAUAUUUUCUUCCAGCAGUCCUACCAGGAUACACAGGUGACCCUAAUGAAGUACGACCUGGUUGUAAGCUAAGAGCCUCACCUGUACACAUUACAUUUUCCACUGGGUAUGUACCUCCUGGCUUCUUCACUCGUUUAGCAACUGCUGUUGCUUCUAGUGCCAAUGUUAAGCUCAAUAUUGAUAAAGAUUAUGCAGCACCUGACAUUCAUUCGAAAUGCAUUUAUCGUAAUCGUGUUUGCUUUUUUUAUAGUCGUCCUUCUGAUGAUUUUGUUCUCACUAAUGUUAAUGAAGCUAUUCAAGUUGAUGUGUUGCGAUAUCUCCCUGAGAGUAGUCACCCUGUUCCUUUCAAAGCAGUUUGUCAAGGAAUAUUGAAGAUAUUAGAUGAAUGCUGCCAAAAGGUUGAAGAAACUCUUCACCAUGAUCAUUAUGCUGAUCGAUCAUCAAGAAAAGUACAGUAUGUUUGUCAAUGCAGUCCUUCCAGUGAUGUACAUUACAUUCAAGACAUUGAUGCUGAGAAGACAAGCUCUGAUCCUGUUUACUGCAAAAUGGAAAGAUGCCCUCGCCGCCUAACUGAUCAGGAAUCAGUGUGGUUCAAUGAAAUGUCACAAGAAAAACAACUCCAAGAGAUUCCACCUUUGGAAGAGAUUAUCAUUAAAGAUGAUUAUAAGUCGACAAGUCAAAAAAUUGACUCAACUACAAAUUACUCUGCCACUCAGAUCAGUGAGUCCAAUGAUGAUGAUCAACAUAAAGGCAUAUUGACUAUCAAGAAUCUGGUAGAUAUCAUACGAGUGUUAGAAAAAGGUUACUUUCAGAACAAAAAAUGGUUUGAUCUUGGUCUCUACUUGGGUCUAAUUCAUACUGAUUUAAAGACAAUCGAGGAUAAUUAUCCACGAGAUGCUAAGCGAUGUCUCAGAGAAUGUUUAGCAUUAUGGCUUACAGAUGAUAUUGAAGCAACAUGGGACAAACUAGCUAUUGCUGCUGGUGAAGUAGGAGAGACAUCAGUUGCUGACUACAUUAGUGAAAUCUAAAUUAAUUAAUAAUAAUAAUAAAUUGAUUAUUAAUGAUUAAUAGGAUCAAGAAAAGAACUUUAACAAAUGGCAGUAGUGUUAAUCAUUUGAAUAAUUAAAAUGUUUUGUAAUUAUUAGUGGUUUCUAUUCUUUUUUAGCUGUUAUUUGCAUCACAUUAGUAUACAUA
Messenger RNA from Amphimedon queenslandica, 2179 nucleotides. RefSeq names its product probable serine/threonine-protein kinase pats1. The transcript is spliced from 5 exons. Bases 1 to 2013 code for a protein of 670 amino acids. The record is from RefSeq and is a predicted model, not a curated record. NCBI's taxonomy places the organism in Eukaryota, Metazoa, Porifera, Demospongiae, Haplosclerida, Niphatidae. Gene Ontology annotation, molecular function: protein binding. Gene Ontology annotation, biological process: signal transduction.